AUGGAUGAUCAGCAAGAUUUUCAAUUACCACCAUCGCUUGAGCAUGCCAGGAUUGCUGACCUGCCCGAGUCCGCCUUCUACCUGCCCAAUUUCAUCAGCAAAGACGAAGAGCAGGCCUUGCUCAGCAAAAUUGCUUCCGUACCAAGGCCGAGAUGGAAACAGCUCACGCACCGGAGACUGCAAGCCUGGCCCUCUGAGCUAGUACAGAAUCGACUUUUGAGCGCCUCUCUUCCCUCGUGGCUUGAGGAUCCCGUCAUUCCAAGACUGCUGUCGCUUCCCUGUUCAGAGACAGAAGCAAUUCACCUCUUUGAUGCAAGCCCGCACAAGCGUCCAAAUCAUGUCCUCAUAAAUGAAUAUCCACCCGGCAUCGGCAUCAUGCCGCAUAAGUUAUCUUACUGGCCGGUGGUAUGUACCGUCAGCUUAGGAGCCAGCCUGUGUCUCAAUCUCUAUCGUAGUAAAGAAGACGGCGCAAUCGAUCUGAAACCCGUUUGGAGAAUAUUGCAGGAGCCGCGUAGUCUUCUCAUAACCACCCAGUCGCUCUACACUGACUACUUGCACGGGAUUGCCGACAUUGACGAGGAUGUUGGCCUCUCGCCCGAAUCCAUUGUCAAUUGGCCCUUGCUCAAUUCCCCAGAUAUUUUCGCGGAUGGAAUAAACAUCCGCGAGACACGCACUAGCCUCACAUAUCGGGAUGUGCUGAAAGUGUCCCGCCUUGGACUCAAUCCACUUUUCAAAUCUUGA
Messenger RNA from Clonostachys rhizophaga, 741 nucleotides. NCBI's taxonomy places the organism in Eukaryota, Fungi, Ascomycota, Sordariomycetes, Hypocreales, Bionectriaceae. The record is from the annotation of a GenBank genome assembly.